AUGGCCCAAGCCUCAACCAAGGGCGCCAAUGGCGUAAAGGGCCAGCUGUCCGCCAACGAUAACAUCCAGCGGUUCGCGGCCCCGAGCCGACCGCUGAGCCCGCUCCCCGCCCACGCUCUCUUCAACGACAAGACUCGCUGCCUCGUCUAUGGCCUGCAGCCCCGUGCCGUCCAGGGCAUGCUGGACUUUGACUUCAUCUGCAAGCGCAAGACACCGUCCGUCGCCGGUAUCAUCUAUACCUUUGGUGGCCAGUUCGUCAGCAAGAUGUACUGGGGCACCAGCGAAACCCUCCUGCCCGUCUACCAGGAGGUCAGCAAGGCCGUCAGCAAGCACCCCGAGGUCGAUGUCGUCGUCAACUUUGCCUCGUCCCGCAGUGUCUACAGCUCCACCAUGGAGCUGAUGGAGUAUCCCCAAAUCAAGACCAUUGCCAUCAUCGCCGAGGGUGUUCCGGAGCGACGAGCUCGUGAGAUUGCCCACGUCGCCAAGAAGAAGGGCGUCACCAUCAUUGGCCCCGCCACUGUCGGUGGCAUCAAGCCCGGCAGCUUCAAGAUUGGCAACACGGGCGGCAUGAUGGACAACAUAGUGGCCUCCAAGCUCUACCGAAAGGGAUCCGUUGGCUACGUGUCCAAGUCGGGCGGCAUGUCCAACGAGCUCAACAACAUCAUCUCCCACAAUACCGACGGCGUCUACGAGGGCAUUGCCAUCGGCGGUGACCGGUACCCCGGCACCACCUUCAUCGACCACAUGCUCCGAUAUCAGGCCGAUCCCGAAUGCAAGAUACUGGUUUUGCUCGGCGAGGUCGGCGGCGUCGAAGAGUACAAGGUCAUCGACGCCGUCAAGCAGGGCAUCAUCACCAAGCCCAUUGUGGCGUGGGCCAUUGGCACUUGCGCCAGCAUGUUCAAAACCGAGGUCCAGUUCGGCCACGCCGGCUCCUUUGCGAACUCGCAGCUCGAGACCGCCGCCAUGAAGAACAAGACGAUGCGCGACGCCGGUUUCCACGUACCAGACACCUUUGAGGACAUGCCUGCCAUCCUCAAGGAGGUCUACGACAAGCUGGUCAAGCAGGGUACCAUUGUGCCCCAGGCCGAGCCCGUCGUCCCCAAGAUCCCCAUUGACUACUCCUGGGCCCAGGAGCUCGGCCUGAUCCGGAAGCCUGCCGCCUUCAUCUCCACCAUCUCUGACGAUCGUGGCCAGGAGCUGCUCUACGCCGGCAUGCCCAUCUCGGACGUCUUCAGGGAGGACAUUGGCAUCGGCGGUGUCAUGUCCCUCCUGUGGUUCCGUCGCCGACUGCCCGACUACGCCUCCAAGUUCCUCGAGAUGGUGCUCAUGCUCACGGCCGACCACGGCCCGGCUGUGUCCGGCGCCAUGAACACCAUCAUCACCACGCGAGCUGGCAAGGAUCUCAUCAGCGCCCUUGUUUCCGGCCUGCUAACCAUUGGCUCCCGCUUCGGUGGUGCCUUGGACGGAGCUGCCGAUGAGUUCACCAGGGCAUUCGACAAGAACCUCAGCCCCCGAGAGUUCGUCGACAGCAUGCGCAAGGCCAACAAGCUCAUUCCGGGCAUUGGCCAUCGCGUCAAGUCGCGCAACAACCCGGAUCUCCGAGUCGAGCUUGUCAAGGAGUACGUCCUGGCCAAGUUCCCCAACCAUAAACUCCUCGAUUACGCCCUGGCCGUCGAGACGGUGACCACCUCGAAGAAGGACAACCUGAUCCUCAACGUGGACGGCUGCAUCGCCGUCUGCUUUGUCGACUUGCUCCGCAACUGCGGUGCCUUUUCUGCUGAGGAAGCUGAGGACUACUUGCAGAUGGGUGUCCUGAACGGUCUGUUCGUUCUGGGCCGAAGCAUUGGUCUGAUUGCCCACUACCUCGACCAGAAGAGACUGCGCACCGGCCUGUAUCGUCACCCGUGGGAUGACAUCACCUACCUGCUCCCCAACCUUCGCGAAGGCCGGCCUGGCGCCGAAGGCAGAGUGGAGGUUCAGAUGUAG
Hirsutella rhossiliensis is the source of this 1986-nucleotide messenger RNA. Its product is annotated as coA binding domain-containing protein. Gene Ontology annotation, biological process: tricarboxylic acid cycle; fatty acid biosynthetic process; acetyl-CoA biosynthetic process. Gene Ontology annotation, cellular component: cytosol. Lineage: Eukaryota; Fungi; Ascomycota; Sordariomycetes; Hypocreales; Ophiocordycipitaceae. The record is from RefSeq and is a predicted model, not a curated record. The transcript has 2 exons. Gene Ontology annotation, molecular function: ATP citrate synthase activity. The coding region runs from base 1 to 1986 and encodes 661 amino acids.